Cicer arietinum (chickpea) is the source of this 2292-nucleotide messenger RNA. RefSeq lists its product as uncharacterized. Lineage: Eukaryota; Viridiplantae; Streptophyta; Magnoliopsida; Fabales; Fabaceae. The record is from RefSeq and is a predicted model, not a curated record.
AAACUUUGCAAUUGUAUCUCACUCUCCUGGCCUCUCCAAUUUCCCCAACCAAGUGAAGAAACGCUUUGUUCCCAUCCCAUCCAUCCCAGCAGGGUACAGUGGGUAACGGCGGCGAUGACUGAUGAACGUAGGUAUUCAUGCGAAACCGCCGCCGAUACUCUUGCAUGGAUUAACGACAUCAUCCACUUCCUCACUCCUUACUACUCCUCUUUGAUCAACGCUCACGUCGUUAACUUCUUCAAGGAUAGACAAUGGGAAAAUGUUAACGCCGAAUGGAUUGAUUGCCUGCGCCGUGAACCUGUUCAAAAUCUUCUCUUAAUACCUUCUGGACUAGUGCAGGAUCACUGGCCAGCUUCUCUGCAGGAGUUCAUUUUGAAAUUGAGGUCUAUGGUAUUUUCUCAAAAACAAGCAGAUAUAAACACGGCAUUACCUGGUCUGCAGACGACUUCACUUAACAGUGUUCUUGCCCAGGGCAUGAAUGUGAAGAAAAGACAUGAAGUAGAAGCUCUUUCUGCUGUUGUAAGUGCAGUUGCAGAGAGUGUGAGAGCAAAUGCCAUUGUUGAUGUUGGUGCUGGUCAGGGUUAUCUUGCACAAGUACUUGCCUUUCAAUAUCAGCAUCCUGUCAUUGCCAUUGAUGCAUGUUCUCACCAUGGGAUGGUCACCGAUGCACGGGCAGAGCGGAUUAAGAAGCACUACACAUCAAAGAUGGUAAAAUCUGGAUCAGGUAUGCAGAAUUUGAAUGUGCCAAAGACAAUCACAUGUCGUGUGUUGUCCAUUGAAUCUUUGAAAACAUUGGUUGAAACAUCUGUGCCUGGAGAUGAUCUUGAGCAAUCCAUGUUAAAGGGAGAAAAUCAAGAAGAUAAAGGGAAACAACAUUGUCCCAGUGACACAAACAACAGGUCUCCAACUGUUCUUGCUGGGCUUCAUGCUUGCGGUGAUCUUUCAGUGAUUAUGCUGAAGGCUUUCUUAGACUGCAGAGAUGUUAAGGCUGUUGUUAGUAUUGGUUGCUGUUACAAUUUACUAUCUGAAGAAAGCCUUAAGGAUGAUGAAUCUCAAUGUGGUUUUCCCAUGAGUCGUGCUGUGAGAUCCACUGGCUUAUCACUUGGAAAAAGUGCACGUGAUCUUGCUUGCCAGAGUGCAGAGAGAUGGAGGAGCCUUGAUAUGCAUGCUGGCAUUCACAACUUUGAGUUACAUGCUUUUCGUGCUGUUUUUCAAAUGGUUCUUUCUAAAUAUUAUCCAGAAGUUGUGAGGAGUACUCCUUCAAUUGGGCGCAAAGGGAAGGCUCUGCGUAGGCGAAACCAAAGGAGAUCUGCAGAGUCAGAACUGCAUCUUAAAGGAAGUACUUGUCACAUGAGACAAAAUUUCCCUGCUGUAGUGCCCGCAGAAUCAAAAACUGAAGGGACUUUUGGCUCUGCAUCAGACAGUCAAACCUUACCUGGUGAAAUUUCUUCCAAUGAAAGCUCUGGAUGUGAAGGGAUUAAAAUUAAUAACAAGUUUUCAAAUUUUGAAAAAUUCUGCCAGUCUGGAUUGUCUCAUCUUGGAAUUGAACAUUCAGAUGAUGUAAACCUGCAAUGCAUAUGGAAGGAAGCAGAACCAUUUGCUGACCUUAUAGGACCAUAUUGGUCUCUCAGAGCUGCUUUAGGGCCUCUUUUGGAAACUCUUAUUCUGCUUGAUAGGUUAUUGUUUCUUCAAGAGCAAGGUGGUGCUUUGGAAGCUUACCUCUUACCAAUAUUUGACCCAAAUAUAUCACCCAGAAAUGUGGCUGUAAUUGCAAAGAAGAUUGACAAAGAUUAAAGAUCGUCCUGAUGCUGAAAGGUGAAGAAGGUAAAUUCAUGUGAGACAAGGUCUUAGUGCUGCUUCCAUAAUUCAAUACUCCACUUUCUUGUGAGGUCAAUUGAUUCCCAAGAUCAUCUCGGGUGAAGGUCAGAUUCAUAGGGGACAGGGCUGCAACAGAAAAGACGUUGACAUCGUUCUAUCCCACUGAUUCCCUCUCUUGUUGGAAAAGGGUGUUACUCAACUCAGGCUCCAGUUGUUCUCACAUCAUAAGAAGUUACUUUGUAAUCAUUAUUCAUAUGUACUUCCCAGAAUCACUAGCUACACAAUUAUCUAAAAUGAUGCAAGCUUAGAGUGUUAAGCUCGUUUUAUUUGAUUUAAUUAAUUAUUAAGCUACAAUAGUCUUUGUAUUUUGUCAUUUUUUCCGAUGGCUUUCCUAUACAGGCAUAUGGUUUUGGACUGAAUUAUUCGAAGAAGUAUUGAGUUUUCUCAAUAUAUAUUGUUGAAUGCUAGAAGUAA